Molecule: messenger RNA, 238 nt
Organism: Aegilops tauschii subsp. strangulata
Lineage: Eukaryota; Viridiplantae; Streptophyta; Magnoliopsida; Poales; Poaceae
Source: RefSeq, a predicted model, not a curated record
AUGUCCCAGGUCUCCGCUCCACCUCAACUCCGGCCCUACCCCAGCGCGGCCCGGAUCGCCGACUCCUCCUGCUUCCCCCAGUACACCGCCUCCCUCAAGUGUCUGGAGACCAACCAGGACAAGAGCAAGUGCCAGCAGCAGUUCGACAACUACAAGGAGUGCAAGAAGAGAGAGGUUCACCUUUGUUUCCCCAAUUCUCUCUAGCCUCUUUCUGAUGGUAUAUGAUGGAUGGCUUCCA